This is a messenger RNA of Hydra vulgaris (swiftwater hydra), 463 nucleotides long. Lineage: Eukaryota; Metazoa; Cnidaria; Hydrozoa; Anthoathecata; Hydridae. The record is from RefSeq and is a predicted model, not a curated record.
UGGUUUAAUCCCUAACGAAUGUAAACAGUGCCACAUUUUCUCCGAAUGAAAAGUAGAAACUUAUCUGUAUCUGUAUUCGCCUGUAUUAUUUAAGUAUACAAUGCUUAAACCUAAGGUUUUUGCUGAAAUGCUUUCGCAAGCUAAUACUGGUGGAGUAAUGAGUAGCAUGCUACUUAAUAAUGAGGGUUCUUUACUGGCAUAUUCUGGAUCUGAUGUUCAUAAAGAUAAAAUGAUUACUGCUGCAGUUUCAUCUAAUAUAUGGUCUGCAUAUGAGAAAGGUGGAAAAAUGGCAUUCCAUAAUGAAGGUCUGCAAUAUAUGUUCAUGGAUUGUCAGUUGGAUACUCUUGCAGAACAUCUAAAAGAACCUUUAUCAGCAUCAAUGAAUCAAUGAUUAACUGAAAACAUGAACCAUGACCAUUUUGUUAUGAGAAAAUUAUUUUAUGAAUAAUGUUUUUUUCUUAUA